CAGACACGGUGUACUUGUCUGAGCAGCCAGAUUCUCCCCCACGGUGUAAAAGCAGACUUCAGUGAUGGAGUUCAGGGAGUUUGGCGCAGACGAGAGCUCCGAGGAAACGGAGCAUUUGGACAGCGUGAAAGCAUUGACAGAGAAACUCAAACUUCAAACGCGCAGACCGUCGUACUUGGAAUGGAAGGAGCGACUGCAGACUCGCCCGUGGACUGAUGCCACACACAGUUCAAGUGUCAGCUCAGGAUCUGUGGAGAAGGAUACCAAUCUAUCCGACAUAUUGAAAGAUGGAAUGCCUUAUAAGAACAUUUGUGGCUUUGAUAAUAUAGACGACGCGUUAGAGUGGCUCAGAAGAGAACUGAGAGAGAUGCAGAUGCAGGAUAACCAUCUUGCACGUCAGUUGAUUCACUUGCGGGGGGAGAUCCACAGGCUGAAGGUGGAGCAGGUGUGUCAUCGUCACAAAGAGAUGCUGGAUAAUGCAACGUUUGAGCUGGAGGAGUGCGAGGAGGACUCUGACCUGCUGUGUGACAUCCCCAUGAAAGCCACCUUCACUCUGUCCACCCCUCUUAAACAUCUGGGUCUCACCAAGAUGAACCUCAACUCCAGAAGAUUCUCACUGUGUUGAGAGGUGGGGAGAGGAGAGAUGCCACCAUGUAACCAGAGAACUCACUUCAGAACUUUUCUGGAUGUUCCUAAUAGGGGUGUAAAUCGGACGUUUAAUCACAAUACGAACUUAUAUAGAUUAUCUUGGCCUGCGAUCCGAUAUUUGCAGAUACUUCAAAGACUGCAAUACGAUUUCAAUUGUAUUAGAUUCAGGGCCCUGCGAUCGAUAUUCUGAUAUUAUGUGCCUAUUUUACAGAAUCAAUAAAAACUUGCUAUCAAAUGUAACCAAAAUAUAAUUUGAAUAUUUAUUGAGCUCUCUGAAAAGUGCAAAUUUAGUAUCCACAUUGGGACUUCCACAACAAAAUAGGGUAUUCCACUUGUACAAAUAAUAUAAAAAAUAACAUCACACACAAGUGAUCAUCAAUUGUUUGAUUACAGCUUAUUUUUCAGUUUAAUCCAAUUAUGCAUACAGACACGGCUGAGAUGAGAAUAUUACGUAAAAUGAAGGUACAUCUUAAAAAAAAUUCUAUAUCGAUAUUUACGCAAUGUAUCGAUAACAUUGGAUCAUUGGUUAUUGGAUCGAUGCAUUGAUCCAGAUCAAUGAAUCGUUACACCCCUUGUUCCUAACACUGGAAACCAACAUUUUAGUUCAGUGUGCAUUAAGGUUGGACUCAAAUAAUAAUAAUAUUAAAAUGCUUAAGUUUUCUUUACAUCACUUUCCAUUCUUGAAUUUUGUUUGCCUUGACUAGAGGUUGCCAUUGUACCACACAAAUUAGGACAAUUAACACCAACCUAGAUCUCUUAUUCAGAUACUGCAAUUCAACCUGCACUUCACUGACGACUCUUCUCUACUCAGGAAAAUUGACUCACCACUGGUCUGAUAUCAUGACGUAUUGAAAGCAGAGUUAAGAAAGAGUUUUUUAUGAACAUUUAAAAAUAUCUGGACUCAUCUGAGAAUCAGGAGGAACCUGCUUCGGUGUCAUUGGCACACAUUUCCAUCAGUGUUCCUGGCUGCUCAGGGGAGGAAUGGCUCUACUGUCAGUUUGGCUGCUGUCCUGAACAGCAACCUCACAGGAAGUGUGAGUUUGUGUUCAGGCAUUCUGUCAACUUAUCUAUUAAACCCAAAUAUAAUUACACUGGAGUACUCAGACUGCAACAAGUGAGAAGCAAAUGUCAGCCUCUGUUCUAUACAGCCUUUUGUCAACAAGUGUAUGAUUUGGAAUAAUUAGCAGUUUAAAUGUGAGGGUUCAUUUUUGGAUUGAUAUACAGUAUGCAAUCCAUGCUGGAAACUUCAAUUUACAUAGUGAGGAGAGGUCAAUAGACUUAAAUACAUUUUUCUAGAGUUCAGUAUACAGUACCUGCACAGAACCUAAUGGAGUUCAAUUUACUUCUUUAGGAGCACUGGAAAUUAAAAAAAAUGUGGGAACUUUGUGCAUAGUUUUUUCCCCUCCCGUUUUCUCCCCAAUUUGGCAUGCCCAUUUCCCAAUGCGCAAGUCCUCGUGAUGGCAUAGUGACUCACCUCAAUCUGGGUGGUGGAGAACGAAUCUUAGUUGCCUCCGCAUCUGAGACAGACAAUCCCACAUCUUUUCACAUGGCUUGUUGAGCACAUUACCGUUGAGACCUAGCGUGUGUGGAGGCUCACGCUAUUCUCUGUGGCAUCCACACACAACUCACCACUUGCCCCACUGAGAGUGAGAACCACAUUAUCGACAAUGAGGAGGUUAACCCAACGUGAUUCUAUCCACCCUAGCAACCGGGCCAAUUGGUUGCUUAAGCCUGACUGGAGUCACUCAGCACACGCUAGAUUUGAACUUGUGACUCCAUGUGUGGUAGUCAGCUUCUUUACUUGCUGAGCAACCCAGGCCCCCCCAGCUUGGUACAGAGUUAAGUGUUUGUGUCAAAAACUCCUAUACAGAUAUCAAAGUUUCUUAAAAGGAUAUUCAUAACUUGAUAAAGUUUUAACUUGACACUGAAUAUGAUUGAAGAAAAGUUUUUUUAGCAAGCUACAUAAAAUAAAAUUUUCUACAUUACAAUGUAAUAUGGAAAAUAUAUAACAGCCAUUCUGCCUUAAAUCAAUGUGUUAAGUGAAAACAAACACAAUGACUAACUUUUCCUGCACAGGGCUAAACAAAACACUACUGUUAAUAAACCAUGUAUGCUUUAUAGCUAUGUGAAUAGAUGGGUGUUUUUGUAAUCUAACAGAAAGGAGAACACUACGCAUUCACUUUUUCUCUCUGGCUAAAAUAAAUGAAAAUGUACAAACCUUAUAAA
This is a messenger RNA of Xyrauchen texanus (razorback sucker), 2874 nucleotides long. RefSeq names its product protein FAM167A-like. The coding region runs from base 65 to 625 and encodes 186 amino acids. NCBI's taxonomy places the organism in Eukaryota, Metazoa, Chordata, Actinopteri, Cypriniformes, Catostomidae. The record is from RefSeq and is a predicted model, not a curated record. The transcript is spliced from 2 exons.